UUUGCAAAUUCAUUUAAACCAUCGUUUGUACCUCAAAAUACAGCGGAGGUGAAAGCAGUACUACAGGCGCUUAUGGUGAAAAUCCAGAAAUAUUGUAAUUCCAAUGCAAAACCACCAAAUACAGUAAAAAUAUUGCUUAUUGGCGGUGAUUGGCUGCAAGGUGCUGCACUGCGGCAUUACGUUGAGCUGAUGGGCGUGAGACCACCAGAUUGGCUCAAUCAUUUACGUUUUUACAUUGUGCCGAUUGGUAGCAGUGCUAUUGCAAGAUAUCUAAGUCAAAUGGAUCAAGCAUAUGGUUCCAUGUUCGGCACUGAAAAUUGGUAUCAAUUGUGUGAACGUGUGGCUGUUACAGCCGCUGCUGUUAGUGCAGUGACAACGGUCAAUGCAACCGCACUCACGUCUUCGCUCGCUGAUAAUGCUAAUGCAAAUAAGUUCAAUAUAGUGGAUUUAUUGAUACGUAUACAAAAAUAUUUACAAGCGGCCGGACCCUGUGCUCAAAUACCAAUUGCGGAAGCUAUGGUCAAUUAUAAAGAUGAAGAUUCUUGCCAGAUUUUUGUGCCAUUCAUUUCGGAUGUGCGCAUUGGGUACCUAGAAGGUCCACAAGCUUCACUUGAUCUCGAAGAAAGUAUGACUCAAUCUACAACGAGUGUAGCACAACAAACAAGUGCUACCAGUGCAAUUCCAAUUGGAAAUUCUGCUUCCACAACUAUGAUUGGUGGUGGUAAUAUUAUGAGUGGAAAUGGUUCUCCACCGCAAAGUGGACGUAUUACACCACCAAAUCAAACACCACCAUCAUCAGCAACAUCACAACGUGAACGUAUAGGUGAUAACUUUGGUACACCACAACAGAUUAAUGUUGUACAAGUUGAACCAGUAGAGCUGCAAGUUGACUACUGGCCGAUUCUAAGACAUAGUGAUCAUUCUAUUAAGGAUAAGAGUGUCACGCGAAGUGGUGAUCAGGGUGGCAAAAAUAGCAUUAAGAGUACAUUUAGAAAUCUACAGGUAUGGCGUUUGCCGCAAAAUGCUCAAAUUGGUGAAAUGUCUAGUGGAUUGACUGUUAGUUUUGCGACUAAGGAAAAGAAACAAAAGCAAAUUAUGCGUUUGGGCAAGAAAAAGGAAAAAGAUCGUGAUCUCGAAAAGGAACAAUGUGUAGAAGGUGUUGCACGUUUAAUAUGUUCUCCAAAACAAUCUCAUCCAGUACCAUUAAAAGUAUAUAUCGAUGGCACAGAAUGGACUGGUGUUAAAUUCUUCCAACUAUCAUCUCAUUGGCAGACGCACGUUAAAAAUUUCCCAAUUGCCCUAAUUGGACAUUUGCAAUUUCCUUGCGCUGAAAUAUCCUAGUCAUUUUAAUUUAGUUUUAAAAUCAAUAUGAAAAAGGGAAAAAUACAUCACAAAAAAAAAGAACAAAAAACAAAA
This is a messenger RNA of Teleopsis dalmanni, 1416 nucleotides long. Its product is annotated as phosphofurin acidic cluster sorting protein 2-like. The annotation marks the transcript as partial. Lineage: Eukaryota; Metazoa; Arthropoda; Insecta; Diptera; Diopsidae. The record is from RefSeq and is a predicted model, not a curated record. Gene Ontology annotation, biological process: protein localization to plasma membrane. The transcript has 5 exons.